CUGACCCUGGAUACAAUCUAUCAGUAUGGCGACACACGGUCUGAUCGAAGUCGACUCCGUCGAAAUCAAAGUCAUCGUCGACAAUGAGGUCGAUCCGAUCUCUCCAGCUAACAACCCCGCGGUGCAGUAUCCCGGGUACAUGCAGGGCGUUCCUCUGGACAGCCUCCCGCCGGAGGAUCACAGGAGCGGGGCAGUGGCCGAGCUCAAGAUGGGCAACAUCUGCUGCGGCGCCCAUGGGUUGUCACUCAUGAUCACCGCCAAGAAAGGCGACAUGAGUCACACGAUGCUGUUCGACACGGGCCCAGAGGAGUCGACCUGGGAACGCAACGCCACCCGCAUCCGUGCCAACAUUGCUGCGAUAGAGCACAUCCACCUUUCUCACUGGCACCGCGACCACUCGGGCGGGAUGCUCGAGGCCAUACGCAUGAUCAACGCGUCCAAGAUAGAGCGGGGGGUCAGUACCAGGCCGCCCAAGGUUGUCGUCGAUUUGCAUCCGGACAGGCCGGACUAUCGGGGGAUGAUGACGCCAGCAGGCACUAUUGUCAGCCUUGAAGCGGAUCCCGAAUUUGACGAGAUUGAGGAGGCUGGAGGGGCGCUGUCUAAGCAGAGCGAGGUACAUCCGGUGCUUGAUGGGUUCUUCCUCGUGUCAGGCUCUAUUCCCCGUUUGACACCGUACGAGGUCGGCAUUCGAGGCGGUAUGCGCUUCAACGAAACAGACGGCCAGUGGACUUCAGAUGAGACCAUCGCGGACGAGCGAAUGGUCAUGUGUAAUCUCAAGGGCAAGGGCCUUGUCGUGUUCUCGGGAUGCAGCCACGCUGGUGUCAUCAAUGUCUCCAAGCAUGCCGUCGAGCUUGGUCAGGGCAUCCCGUUGUACGGUGUGGUUGGAGGUUUCCAUUUGUCCGAUAACCACCCCGAAAAGUUGGCGAACUCUCUUGCGGACCUCAAGAGCUUAGGUCCCAAGGUGCUCAUGCCUGGGCACUGCACUGGAUGGAAGUUCAAGUUCCUGAUUGAACAGAGCAUGCCUGGUGUCUUGGCUCCGUCAUUCUGCGGUUCUACCUAUACUUUGUCGCCGACAGAUGCUUAGAAGAAAC
Messenger RNA from Diaporthe batatas, 1091 nucleotides. RefSeq lists its product as uncharacterized. The coding region runs from base 26 to 1084 and encodes 352 amino acids. The record is from RefSeq and is a predicted model, not a curated record. The transcript has a single exon. Gene Ontology annotation, molecular function: transferase activity. NCBI's taxonomy places the organism in Eukaryota, Fungi, Ascomycota, Sordariomycetes, Diaporthales, Diaporthaceae.